CAAAUCACUUGACUGUUAACUGUCAAAUCUCAAAUGUCAUAAAGAUUCUGUUAGGAACUAAUUUUCUGUGGCAAUCGAUAGUGUUCUGCAAUAGAGAAAAGUUUCUUUCCAGUCCAUUCACAAUGUCGGACGCUCCCGCUCGCCCCAUGAAAUACCCCUACACAUUCAGCGCCAAGAUCGCACAGUUCCCCUUAAAGUUCUACCUUCAGAACCAGUGGAUCUGGCGCUACUGGUUCAUUGGGAUCGCCGUCGCCACGCCCGUCUUCUACAAGAUCCACAAAAUGGCCAACUCUCCUGCGAACGUCAGCAAAUGGGCCGAGAUAAAGAAGAAGGAAGCCGCAGAACACCACUGAUAUUCUAGAUAAACAGUUCAAUCAAAUAUAUUUAUAUAUAAGUAUGAAUAAAAUGUCAUAGUUACAAC
This is a messenger RNA of Melitaea cinxia (Glanville fritillary), 421 nucleotides long. RefSeq lists its product as uncharacterized. Lineage: Eukaryota; Metazoa; Arthropoda; Insecta; Lepidoptera; Nymphalidae. The transcript has 3 exons. The coding region runs from base 123 to 353 and encodes 76 amino acids. The record is from RefSeq and is a predicted model, not a curated record.